Kalmanozyma brasiliensis GHG001 is the source of this 1167-nucleotide messenger RNA. RefSeq names its product ATP-citrate lyase/succinyl-CoA ligase. The record is from RefSeq and is a predicted model, not a curated record. Gene Ontology annotation, cellular component: mitochondrion; succinate-CoA ligase complex. Gene Ontology annotation, biological process: succinyl-CoA metabolic process; tricarboxylic acid cycle. The coding region runs from base 1 to 1167 and encodes 388 amino acids. Gene Ontology annotation, molecular function: succinate-CoA ligase (ADP-forming) activity. Lineage: Eukaryota; Fungi; Basidiomycota; Ustilaginomycetes; Ustilaginales. The transcript has a single exon.
AUGCUAUCAAGAGCAACGGCACGAACGGCGCUGGCAGUGCCGCGCUGGUCAAGUACGCGCUUCAUUCUCCGCCCAGCACCCAUCCUCCAUCGUCGCGACUUCCACCUCGAGUCAAAAGACAUCCCAUCCUUCCUCGCGAAAGCCGGCGCCGAACUUCCAUCAUCCAUCGCCGUCGAUUCUUCAUCUGUCAGCGGGAGCAAGGAAGGCGUAGCGGUGCUCAUCUCGGCGGAUCGCGAUCCACAGGCUUCCUGGCCGGGCAAGGUCUCGCACACGGGCAAGUUCUACGGGCCCAGCAUUCUCUCUGCGCCUGUCUCAUCGCUGGCCUCGCUCGACCCAACGUUCUUCGGCCAGGGCGGCCUGGGCCUGCUCAAGCUACGCCGCACGUCUCCCACAUCCAUUGCUCAUGCAGCAGUUCGAUCCAAUACGCCUUCCAUACCCAGUGUGGACCUCGAUGCUCUCUCGCAUGGCCUAUCGAAAGAAGCGCACACCGUGAUCAACGCCAUGUGGCGCAUCUUUGAUGAGCUCGAGGGUCUAUGGUUCAGCUUCACCCUCGUUCCCUCUUCCACGGGCCUAUCGAUCGUCUCGCCGUACAUGGAGUUUGACGACUUUGCCGUCCGACGUCAGCCGCUGCUCAAGCCCUACUUCGCGUCGAGACCGCGCAAUGCCAACUCUGCGCGUGCCGAAGACGGUGGGUUGUUCUACGUCAAGCUCUCGGACGUUUCCUCUCCCACGCCUACCGUCGAAGGCAAGGUGCUGCCAGAAGGCAACGUGGGUUGCUUUGGCUACGGUGCAGGCAACGCGAUGGCCACCAUGGACGGGUUGAACGUGGCAGGUGGUCGACCGGCCAACUUCCUCGAUGGCGGUGGUGGAGCAAAUCGCGUCAAUGCAAAGCUCGCCGUCGAGACGCUCAACAGAGACCCGGCGGUCAAGGCUAUCUUUGUCAACACGUUCGGCGGGAUCACCCGAACAGACAUUGUCUCGCAGGGCAUCAUCGAUGCGGUCAAGGACGACAAGAUUGAAAAGCCCAUCGUGGUGAGGCUCAAGGGAACGGGGAGUGAGGAGGCCGCAAAGGUGCUCAAGAACUCCGGAUUGGAGUUUGCUUUUCAUGACGACUUUAAUGCUGCUGCUGCGCACGCGGUUAAGGCUGCCAACCAGGGACAUCUGUGA